Messenger RNA from Trichoderma asperellum CBS 433.97, 2518 nucleotides. RefSeq lists its product as uncharacterized. The record is from RefSeq and is a predicted model, not a curated record. Gene Ontology annotation, molecular function: catalytic activity. Lineage: Eukaryota; Fungi; Ascomycota; Sordariomycetes; Hypocreales; Hypocreaceae.
UUUUACCUCGCUGUAUUUUCAAAUUCCGUUUACCGCCCUAUAGACACUCAAUAUGACUCAAGACGAAAAGUUGUUGCUUCAAAAUGCUCGUCCAUAUCCGUUUUCUUGCCCUACUGCAACCACGGCCUUUAUUAUAAUCGAUAUGCAGAGAGACUUCUUAGAUCCAAAUGGCUUCGGGUCAAUUGUUUGCGAAAAUCCUGCUACCUUCUCAUUUGUUCGCAAAAUUGUUCCAAAUGUUCAGAGAGCUCUCGAAGCAGCUCGAGCUAUUGGGAUGCAUAUAAUUUUCACCAGAGAAGGCCACCUUCCGAAUCUCUCCGACCUACCAGCUGCGAAGAAGUUAAGACAAACAAGAGGACCUAACGGCAGUCAAUCAAUGGGUAUUGGUGAUGAGGGCCCCAUGGGAAGGCUUCUAGUGAGAGGCGAGAAAGGCCACGAUGUUAUUGACGAACUAAAGCCAUAUGCUGGGGAACCAAUCAUAGAUAAGCCUGGGAAAGGGAGUUUUUGGAGCACAGAAUUUCACCGAUUGUUGUUAGCUAGAGGUAUCACGCACUUGAUCUUUGCUGGAGUCACGACCGAGUGUUGCGUAACGAGUACCUUGAGAGAGUGCAACGACAGAGGUUAUGAAUGUUGCGUUCUAUCAGACUGUACGGCUGGAUUUAAUGAGCGAAUGGCGGCCACUUCCUUGGAUAUUGUUUGCUGCCAAAAUGGCCUUUUCGGAUACGUUGGCCAUAGUUCAGAAUUUGUUACGGAAACAGAGCAAAUCCGCCAGCUAAUUCCAUCUUCGACUGUGAAUGGCCUUAACUCUCCAAUGCUUCCUUCUAUCGAUCAGCUCAAGAGUCUUUACAGAGAUGGCCGUAUCACGCCACAUGCAGUUAUAAAAUCUGUCUUUGAUCGCAUAUCGAAAUACGAAGAUGUCAAUCCAGCUGUUUGGAUCUCUAAGCAGUCUCAAGAGGAUGUAGUAGCAGCUGCUGAAAAGUUAUGCACAACAUAUGCCGGAAGGCCUCUCCCUCCUCUUUUUGGCAUCCCGUUUGCGACAAAGGACAACAUUGAUGUUGAAGGAGUGGUUACUACAGCAGCAUGCGAAAGCUAUGCGUAUACAGCUACUUCUACAGCUCCAUCAAUUCAACAUCUACUCGAUGCGGGGGCGCUGUAUAUAGGGAAAUUGAACCUUGAACAGCUUGCGACUGGCUUAGUGGGAUGCCGCUCGCCCUACGGUGCUCUUCACUGCUUCCAUAGCAAAAGUCAUGUCCCGGGUGGCUCAUCUUCCGGAUCUGCAGUCGCCGUCGCUGCUGGACUUGUUUCCUUUGCUAUUGGAACUGAUACAGCUGGGAGCGUUCGUGCCCCUGCUGCAUUAAACGGCGUGGUUGGCUUCAAACCCACCAAGGGCACUAUCUCUGCUAGAGGUGCGGUGCCUGCAUGCCAGAGUCUCGAUACAAUUGGCGUUUUAGCACUUUCUAUCGCCGAUGCAAGACAGGUCUGGUAUGUGCUUGAUCAGUAUGACUCUCUAGACCCGUAUGCCAAACCACCUGCAAGCUUGCCAACCUGGAUGGUAGAUUUCCGAGGACCAAGAGAGGGGGGCUUUACGUUUGGUGUGCCUCCAGAUUCUCUUUUACAACUGUGUUCAAAGGAAUACCAAGAGCUGUUUAAUAAAGCUGUUAAAACGCUGCAGUCGCUGGGGGGAACACUCGUCGACGUUGAUUACACGCCAUUUGCUACAGCAGGCGAUCUCAUUUAUGGUGCGUCCCUUAUUUACGAACGUCUCGCUUCAAUCGGCUACGAAUUUCUCUCAGAGAAGAUCGAUACACUACAUCCGACCACCAAAUUGGUCAUUCAGAAGGUUCUCUCGUCGGAUUUAAAAGGCUGGGAGGUAUAUAGAGACCAGGCCAUACAAAUGGAAUGUAUUGCCAGAGGACGCCAAAUCUUCAACAAAUUCGAAGAUGGUAUCGACGUUUUAGUCGUGCCAACAGUACCAUGGCAUCCAACUAUACAAGAAAUACAAGACAGUCCACUAAUUCCGAACUCCAAGCUUGGCAUAUUCACGCAUCCAGGAAAUGUUAUCGAUUUAUGCGGAGUCAGCGUCAAUGCCGGAUGGGUUAAUGAGGGAGGAGUUCGGCUACCAUUUGGCAUCACAUUUCAAGGCGGCAGUGGAUACGAUGGUAAAGUGUUGGAUAUUGCAGCUGUUUUUGAAAAGUAUUCGGGAGAAAAUCAGAGUUCAGUUUAGUAAGCGCAGCUGCUAUACGAUAUGUUUCGGCUUCAUCCCAAGCGUUUGCUCAACUAUUACAUCUGAUACCGUGCUUCAAAUUCUCAGACCCCGAAAGAUACUGUUAUAGUAUUUCGAGAAUUAGUUCGCGAUGGAAGAAAUCAUGAUGGUUAUCUUAUGCCAAGUUAUUUGCUGGCUACCGUCAGUAUAUGUGAUUCAUGUUGUUUUCUCUAACUCGACAUACGCGACUGCCGAUACCAAAGCCGCCCCUCAAUCUCUUUCCAAUUUCCCCAAUCACAAGUAUCCCGAGCCCACUGC